This is a messenger RNA of Adineta steineri, 300 nucleotides long. NCBI's taxonomy places the organism in Eukaryota, Metazoa, Rotifera, Eurotatoria, Adinetida, Adinetidae. The record is from the annotation of a GenBank genome assembly.
AUGAUCGGCCAUGCUACGAGUGGUGUCGCAUUAGGUGUAGCUGUCGGGCCUGUUUUCGGUGGUAUCCUGUAUCAUUACUAUGGAAAAGCAGUUCCGUUUCUCAUUCUUGCUGGAAUAGCUCUUGUCGAUGGAUUACUUCGCUUGAGCAUCGUAUCAACCGAAUCGACUCCAGAGAAGGAAAAAUUAAUUGAAGAAACUCCUGUUCCUCGCUCUUCAUCCAUGUUCAGUCUUGCUCGAGAUCCAUUAAUAUGCAUCGCUAUUGGUAAAAAUCAUACACAUGUUUCUUAUCAACUUGCUUGA